UUCUGUGGUGAAGUCAAGGGGCUGGGCGUCAGCAGCCACAGGCCAAGUCAGGAAAUCUGUUUUUUUUUGUGUGAGACUGCUCCCUUGUGUGAAAGAAUUUGCCCUUGUGUGUUUAGGGACGAGUUUCUCUUCUCUCCACUGCAUUCCUGCUCAUUCACAGCUCAAGCGUGUUCCUUUACCCAACCAACUAACCUUCCAGCAUGCUCCACUUCCAGCCAGCACCUGGUCAGUUCGGCCCUGAAGUCCGUGAUCCGGGUUUGUGGGUGUGGAGGGUGGAGAAGAUGAAGGCGGUGCUGCUGGAUCCCUCCGAGGUGGGGUCUUUCUAUAACGGGGACUCGUAUUUGGUGCUCAAAAACGACGGCGAGCAGGGAGCAGACCUCCACAUGUGGAUAGGAGAGAAGUCGUCUCGGGAUGAGCAGGUUGCAUGUGCCAUGCUGGCCACCCAGCUAGACAACUUUCUGGGCGGUGACCCCGUUCAGCAUCGACAGGUUCAGGGCUUUGAGACGCCAGAGUUCAUGGCGCUCUUCCCUAGAGGAAUCAGCUACAAGGAUGGCGGAGUGGAGUCGGGCUUUAGGAGGACUCAGGGGUCCGGACCGGUGCACAGGUUGUACCAGAUCAAAGGGAAACGCAACAUCCGUGCCAAGGAGGUGGAGCUGAGCUGGAGCAGCUUCAACAAGGGCGACUGCUUCAUCCUUGAUCUUGGAGAGAUUAUCGUGUCGUGGAUUGGAUCGCAGGCCAACAUCUUCGAGAAACAGAAAGUGCGUGAAAUUGCUUCGUUGAUCCGUGACACCGACCGACAUGGCAAAGCUCGAAUUGUGGACAUCACUGAGGGGGAGGAGCCGGAGGAGAUGCUUAAGGUGCUGGGACAGAAGCCGGAGCUCGCAGAGAGCACGCCAGAGGAAGACAGCAAAGCGGACGCUUCCAAUUCUGCUGCUCUUUACAAGGUGUCUGAUGCAACCGGUUCCAUGACGAUGACCAAAAUCUCAGAGAAGAGCCCGUUUGCCCAGGAGCUGCUUGUCCGUGAUGACUGCUUCAUCCUAGACAACGGAGCCAACGGAAAAAUCUUCGUCUGGAAAGGUAACGGAGCGAACGCCGAGGAGAAGAGGGUGGCCCUGCAGAUGGCCGACAGCUUCAUCCAGCAAAUGAAGUACCCCAUAAUGAAGACGCAGGUGGAAAUUCUGCCACAAGGGAAGGAGACCAUCAUCUUCAAGCAGUUCUUCAAGAACUGGAAUUGAACCUUCGACAAAGAAGCUGAAGAAUCUCCCUCUGAUUUUUUUAUACACAUUUCUCUCUGGAUUUCAGCUGAAUCAGAGACAUGAUGCCACUUUUGUAAAAAUUCCAAAAAUUGUUUCAUGUGGGGAAAAUUUCAAGCAUCAUCAGAGUUAUUUGUUAAUAUACAACAUAAAAACUUUACAGAAGAGCAAGAUAUUAAACAUGGGUGCGGAUCCACUGAAAUAAUAAAUCCUGAAAGUUA
Oryzias latipes (Japanese medaka) is the source of this 1474-nucleotide messenger RNA. It is a transcript of the gene capgb, whose product is annotated as capping protein (actin filament), gelsolin-like b. NCBI's taxonomy places the organism in Eukaryota, Metazoa, Chordata, Actinopteri, Beloniformes, Adrianichthyidae. Gene Ontology annotation, molecular function: actin filament binding; phosphatidylinositol-4,5-bisphosphate binding. Gene Ontology annotation, biological process: central nervous system development; actin filament severing; cell projection assembly. The record is from RefSeq and is a predicted model, not a curated record. Gene Ontology annotation, cellular component: cytoplasm; actin cytoskeleton.